This is a messenger RNA of Acomys russatus (golden spiny mouse), 1252 nucleotides long. It is a transcript of the gene Slc38a11, whose product is annotated as solute carrier family 38 member 11. The record is from RefSeq and is a predicted model, not a curated record. Lineage: Eukaryota; Metazoa; Chordata; Mammalia; Rodentia; Muridae. The transcript is spliced from 10 exons. Bases 15 to 1235 code for a protein of 406 amino acids. Gene Ontology annotation, biological process: amino acid transmembrane transport. Gene Ontology annotation, molecular function: amino acid transmembrane transporter activity.
GAUUGCCCUAUUCAAUGAAGCAAGCUGGAUUUCCCUUGGGAAUACUGCUUCUAUCCUGGGUCUCCUACAUUACAGACUUUUCCCUAGUUUUGUUGAUAAAAGGAGGUGCCCUCUCUGGAACAGACUCCUACCAGUCCUUAGUUAACAAGACCUUCGGCUUUCCAGGGUACAUGCUGCUCUCUGCCCUACAAUUUAUGUACCCUUUCAUAGCUAUGAUAAGUUACAACAUAAUAACUGGAGAUACUUUGAGCAAAGUUUUUCAAAGGAUCCCAGGAGUUGAUCCUGGAAAUUUCUUUAUUAGUCGACACUUCAUUAUUGUGGUUUCAACGGUCACAGUUACUCUGCCUUUGUCAUUGUACCGAGAUAUAGCAAAGCUUGGAAAGAUCUCUUUCAUUUCUACAAUUUUGACAACUGUAAUUCUUGGCAUUGUAAUGACAAGGGCAGUUUCCUUGGGGCCAAACAUACCGAAGACAGAUGAUGCUUGGGUAUUUGCAAAGCCCAAUGCCAUCCAGGCUGUUGGAGUGAUGUCUUUUGCAUUCAUUUGCCACCAUAACUGCUUUCUGGUCUAUGGUUCUUUGAAAGAGCCCACCAUAGCUAAGUGGUGCUGGAUCAUCCACACAUCCAUCCUGGUUUCUGUGUUAAUCUGUGUGGUCUUUGCUACAUGCGGGUACUUGACCUUUACUGGCUUCACUCAAGGGGACUUAUUUGAAAAUUACUGCAGAAGUGAUGACCUGGUGACCUUUGGGAGGUUUUGUUAUGGCGUCACUGUCAUUUUGACAUACCCGAUUGAAUGCUUUGUGACCAGAGAUGUAAUUGCCAAUGUGUUUUUUGGUGGGAAUCUUUCAUCAGCAUUCCACAUCAUCUUAACAGCGGUUAUCAUUACUGCAGCCAUGCUGGUAUCAUUGCUGAUUGAUUGCCUUGGAAAAGUUUUAGAACUCAACGGUGUGCUCUGUGCUGCUCCUUUGAUUUUUAUCAUCCCCUCAGCAUGUUAUCUGAAAUUAUCCGAAGAACCAAGGACACACUCGGAUAAGAUAAUGGCAUGUGUCAUGCUUCCGGUUGGUGCUGUGGUGAUGGUAGCGGGAUUUGUCAUGGCUGUCACAAAUCCUCAGGACUGCACCCACGGGCAGGAACUGUUCUACUGUUUUCCUGACAAUAUCUCCCUCACAAACAUCUCCCGUUCCCCCUUUCAACUGACAUCACAACCUUCCCUUUGGAACCUCAGCGUCUUCCAGUGAGCUGGCUGCUUUAAGCA